GACAUCACCGUCCCGCCGCCCGCCUUUUAGCGCAAGGUCAGGGUCCCCGCGGGGCAGUGCGCUGGUCCCUCUCCGAGCAUCGCCCUCGCUCCUUCCGCAGCCGCUUGUCUCCCACCACCACAGCCAUGGCAAACAAAGGCCCAGCCUAUGGCAUGAGCAGGGAUGUGCAGUCCAAGAUCGAGAAGAAGUACGAUGAUGAGCUGGAGGACCGGCUGGUGGAGUGGAUCGUGGCGCAGUGCGGGGCUGCCGUGGGACGCCCGGAGCGGGGCCGCCUGGGCUUCCAGGUCUGGCUGAAGAACGGCAUCGUGCUCAGCAGGCUGGUGAACAGCCUCUACCCCGAUGGCUCCAAGCCCGUCAAGAUCCCCGACGCGCCGCCCACCAUGGUCUUCAAGCAGAUGGAACAGAUUGCCCAGUUCCUGAAGGCGGCCGAGGACUACGGCGUGGUCAAGACAGACAUGUUCCAGACCGUGGACCUGUUUGAAGCCAAGGACAUGGCAGCGGUGCAGAGGACGCUGAUGGCCCUGGGGAGCCUGGCAGUCACCAAGAACGAUGGGAACUACCACGGGGACCCUAACUGGUUCAUGAAGAAAGCGCAGGAGCACAAGCGGGAGUUCACCGAGAGCCAGCUGAAGGAGGGCAAGAACAUCAUCGGGCUACAGAUGGGCACCAACAAGGGAGCGUCACAGGCGGGGAUGAGCUACGGCCGGCCCCGGCAGAUCAUCAGCUAGGCACCCCCGCGCCGCCCCCAGCCCUCCCCCGCCGGGACCUCCGUCUCCGCUCCCCGCUGGCCGCCGCCAGUCCAUUGGUAUUUAUUGAGGAGCAUCGCCCGCCAGCCCCAUCGCCCCGCCAGCGGCCGCACGCGCCCCGCCGCAGCCCCCAGCCCGGGGCCGCAGCCCCCCAGCGCCGUGCCCGGGCAGCCUCUGCCCCCGGGCAGCCUCUGCCCCCGGCCUCGCACCCCCUGCCAGCCGGCCCUGCCCUCGCCGGCACCCUCGGGUGGGACGGGCCAGCGCCCCGGCCCCCGGGGCCACCGCCCUGCCCGCCGCCCGCACGAGCCCCGCGCCACUGCCGCAGAGAUCCCUGCGAACGGGGAGAAGAGAGAAUUGGCCUCGGUUUUGUACUUCGUUUUUGUCAAAAUUAAAAGGUUAUAUUCAUCUA
Messenger RNA from Corvus hawaiiensis (hawaiian crow), 1155 nucleotides. It is a transcript of the gene TAGLN, whose product is annotated as transgelin. Lineage: Eukaryota; Metazoa; Chordata; Aves; Passeriformes; Corvidae. The record is from RefSeq and is a predicted model, not a curated record. The transcript is spliced from 5 exons. The coding region runs from base 126 to 728 and encodes 200 amino acids. Gene Ontology annotation, molecular function: protein binding.